Molecule: messenger RNA, 1362 nt
Organism: Periconia digitata
Lineage: Eukaryota; Fungi; Ascomycota; Dothideomycetes; Pleosporales; Periconiaceae
Source: the annotation of a GenBank genome assembly
AUGGCAGAGCCUGAUAUGGUACUCAUCUCGGAGCUUCUGGAGGAAGUCUCCCGGAACCCUCCCGCCAUUGCAGCACGUAAACUACUUGUCGAACAUUACUUCACUGUCGGAUGGCUCGACGCGGCCUUGGAUGAGGUUACUGAGCUGGAACAAGUUGCACCGUCGGAUCCCGAGAUUGCACGGUUGGCGGGAAUACUCAGACGGAAACCACAACCAUCCACCCAAAACACACCUGUUACCUCACAGAAGACGCGAGCCAAUCCCGCUGAGCUCAAACCGAACAUGAUGAGAAACAGAACUAGUCAAAAGCCUCCGCAGCUCAAUGAUGAUCUCGACGUCGCAAAGCAGGAUUUGAAAAAGGGGUACACAGCUCUUCGCUCAAAAGCAACAAAUAUACUCGCCAACCUUCGGCGACUAUCCCAUCUUCAGAAGAAUUCGGGAGUCGCACAACGAAUAGAUACGACGAGAAUAGAAGCUGUCAGUCAAGGUGCAGGAACGGAACCGACGGCACAAACGCAGCAGCCUGUCAGCGUCCGAAAAGCUGCUCGCACUAUUGCAGCCGACCCAAACAAAGCGACUGACUUCGUGAUAGCAGACCUUGAAGCUAUUUUACAGCAAGCCCGCGGAUUGUAUCAGACUGCAGACGACGACACAAUUCGAGAUAUGAUGGUCAAGAGGGUCCAAGCAUUGGACUCCAAUCUACCGGAGAACCUCAAGAUACACACCGAACUCGGACUGAUGCAUGUAGUGCACGAAAACAUGAACAAGACAUACGCGAAUGACGAAACGAUGUUGGGCGAUGAAAUUGUAGACAUACCACGCAAAGACUUCUAUGUCACGGAAGAUAAUUAUGCUUGGGAUCUGACGGAGCUUGUCAACGCGAUAAAGGCAAAUGGAGGCGUGAUGCGAAACCCUCUAAGCAGGGGAAUGUUCACACCAAAGGAUGUUCGAGGAAUUCUAAUGCACCCAGACGGGAAAUCACUCGCGGCUCUCCAAAUUCAGCAGCGCGAUAUGGCGAAAGGCGUGCGGAUGGCGACUAUUGACGAGAUGGACAAGUUGGCAGUGAUCUUACUACAAGACCAAAGCUCGGAUCAACUCCCUAGUCGACGAGCAGUUGAUCAAUUCCUAACAUAUAUAGCGACUUUGCCUGAGCAAGAGCAGAAAGCCAUCGAUGGCUUGCGGUGUCCCGCGACAGACUCCCACACUGGAGUUACGUACGACUCCACAAUAGGAGAAUCUGUGAGAGAUGCAAAAGGAAAUCGGAUCUGUUUCCACAAGACAGGUGAUUACAUUCAACAAGCGGCAAACCAUCUGCGGAAGUAUCAAGGCGUCCCUCCAGCCCCGAAAUGUAGCUUGAUGUAA